AUGUCUUAAAAUUUAACUUAUAAAUCACAAGAAGACAUCAAAUUUGAUGAAGACUUAGAAAAAAUAUUAGAUAAGUUCAUAAUUAAAUUGUGUUGUGCUUUAUUUAUGGACUUUUUAGGGCUAUUGCUGAUGUUUUUGGUGUUCGAUUUUUCUUUUUCAACUUAUAUUUUUGGAUUCAGCUUAGUAAAUACAAUAUUUGAAUUUCUAUAAAUCAACGAUAUCAGAUAUCCUUUAAGGGCAAUAGUAGGAGUCGCUUGUAUUGUUAUGGCAAUCAUUGGGUUCAACAUAAUUGGGUCAAUUUUAGCUGGAAUCAAAAACAGAAAAAAUCCUUAUAUUUAUCUAAAGGGUGCUUUCAAUAGAUAUGUGGGGAAGAUUAGAGAGGCCAAGUUUAAGAGAAAUUGA
This is a messenger RNA of Paramecium octaurelia, 402 nucleotides long. NCBI's taxonomy places the organism in Eukaryota, Ciliophora, Oligohymenophorea, Peniculida, Parameciidae. The record is from the annotation of a GenBank genome assembly.